Messenger RNA from Pollicipes pollicipes, 1168 nucleotides. RefSeq lists its product as uncharacterized. The transcript has 4 exons. The record is from RefSeq and is a predicted model, not a curated record. Bases 362 to 1168 code for a protein of 268 amino acids. NCBI's taxonomy places the organism in Eukaryota, Metazoa, Arthropoda, Thecostraca, Pollicipedomorpha, Pollicipedidae.
GGUAUGUCACACGGCAUUGCUCUCAAAUCUUCAUUAACAGCUGUUUCAGAGACAAGUCGGUUUAAAUGGAUCGGGCCUCUUAAAAAUCGUCUUGAAGCUAAACAUCUGGGAGGUCUUGUCAUAGUGCCGUAAUUUAUGUGACAGCUAGGUACUCGCGUAUGAAUGCUGUGCACGGUAACAGCUGCACGACUUUCUGAGGGACGAGCCCGAUCUCUGAAAAGCUCCUCCAGGUCUUUACAGACAUCCAAACUCGGGGACCUCCGAAUGCUCACUGGAGCCUAUUCAAGCCGCUUUCAAGCACUGAUGCAGUAAUGUGAUCUCUGGCAAUCCUGGCAAUGCUCGUCUUCGGCUGCGCCGCAGAAUGUCAUCGGCGCCCUCCCACACCGGCUUCUACAACCAGUACCGGCUGGACGCCGGCAGCCCGGCCGACUUCGGCACCAGUCAGUGGCAGGAGCGCUCCGACAUAUCCUGGAGUUACGUCUUCUUCAGCGUCAGCAGCGCCCUCUUCCUCAACGUCGAGGUGUUAGUGAAGGUGUUGAUGCCGGCAGAGCACGGUGGCUGGUGGGACGGCGCUCACUUCGCCUCCCACUUCAUCAUCUACCUGACCAACUGGACCCAGUGUCUGCUGGCCCACAGCGCGAUGGUGUCGGCCGGCCUGGCACUCGAGCACGUGUACCGGGUCAGGAAAGGUCAGUGGGUCAGCUGGCUAAUGCACAACAUCAGCGCGGCGCUCGUGUUCACCGUCACCAUCGCCUUCUGGCCGAGCGUGUUCCAGCCGGACUCGGAGCAGCCGCCCAGCUACUUCACCGUCUCGUCCCCACGGCGGCAACAGCGUCUACGUCCUCCUGCUCCUCUUCAUCCACCGCCGGCGGCGGUGGCGGCGCUCUACCUCUGCUUCACGGCUGUGUACACGACGCUGGGGGGCACCACCGAGCACGGCCACACAGCCUUCUACCCGGUGCUCGACUGGCACCAGCAGCCGACGGCCGCCGCCCUGUUCGCGUUCGACCUAGUCAUCGGCGUGCCCAUCUCGUUCUUCGUGGUGGUAGCGCUGGCGCUGGCGCGGGAGGCCGUCUGGAGGCGCUGGAAGGGGGUCAAGGUAUCGCAAGGGGAGCAGGCUCCUCUGCAGAGCGGAGGCACGCAGGAGCGGUACGACACGUGGCCCUGA